Molecule: messenger RNA, 1320 nt
Organism: Ilex paraguariensis (yerba mate)
Lineage: Eukaryota; Viridiplantae; Streptophyta; Magnoliopsida; Aquifoliales; Aquifoliaceae
Source: the annotation of a GenBank genome assembly
CUCCCGGAAGAUGUCAUCUUCUACGAUAUACUUUCAAGGCUUCCGGUGAAAUCUCUCUUCCGAUUCCAAUGUGUUUCUAAACGCUGGUGCUGCCUUUUGACUCGUAACAACCCUUCUUUCAUCGACCUCCAUCUAUCGCGCUCCCAAUCUCGGCUCACUAGCACAACCACCAACCUCCUCAUGUCUGUUUAUAACAAGAAGUUGAAGAGCCAAUGUUUAGUUUUAGCAUGCCCAGAGGGUNGCUCCCAAUCUCGGCUCACUAGCACAACCACCAACCUCCUCAUGUCUGUUUAUAACAAGAAGUUGAAGAGCCAAUGUUUAGUUUUAGCAUGCCCAGAGGGUGGUAGGUGGAGUAAUAUUCAACUCUUAUCGAUGCAGACCGUAAAAUAUGAGCGUUUCUACCUCUCUCAGAACAUUAAUGGUUUGGUUUGUUGGCUCAAAAAUAGUUUCGAUGAUAAUAAUAAAUAUGCAUAUAUUUGUAAUCCUAGUACUCGUGAACUCACGAAACUUCCCCUAAUUCAUCGAACUACACGUAGUAGUGGUAGAUCAUAUUCCUCUUAUCAUUUUGGAUUUGAUCCAUCUUCAAAGGCAUUUCAAGUGCUGAACAUCCGGAUUUCUCGGAUUGUUGGCCGACCUUAUUUCGUAGCCUGCCAUAUUUACACACUAGGUGGCAAAUCAUGGCGAAGGAUUCAUUCUGCCUUGCCUUUUGUUUGUAAUGACGACCUUCCUUGGAGCUUGUCAUCGUUGGAAAGCUGUCUGUGCCUAAACGGUGCAUUACAUUGGAUUCAUCUUGAUAUGAUAGUUAUUGUGGUUUUUGAUUUGAAAGAUGAGAAGUUUCGUAUUAUUCCGCUCCCAAAAAGUGCCGUGUUCAGGUCUAUAUCACGGAUACUUCUACUUCAAGUUGAUGGAAAUCUGGUUGUAGCAUGUAUUCCUGAAGAUUUGUAUAAUUAUCGCAACAUGAAGAUGGAGUUGUGGACAUUGGAAGAUUAUCAAAGGGAGGUAUGGAUCAAGGAAGACAUUAUCAUUCCAUUUAGAUGUGACUUGAACGAUUCUCAUGUUUAUGCCAUACCUACACUAGGUAAGAUUUGGCUAAAACCGACGACAUUAUUCAAUGAUGAAUCGUUGGGGGAGGAUUAUUUGGCAGAAUUUUUUUAUGAUGCAAAGAACAAGAGUUUUUCGAGUAUUAGAAUUCCUGAAUUAUCUGAAGGGUUUUUGCCUUAUGUUCAAAGUAUCACUAAUCAUACUGAAAGCAUCUUCUCUUUGAGCUCGCAACAAACAAAAGCCUUGAGCAGGAGUGGUAAAAAAAACCAUUUACUCUGA